Molecule: messenger RNA, 1131 nt
Organism: Vicia faba (fava bean)
Lineage: Eukaryota; Viridiplantae; Streptophyta; Magnoliopsida; Fabales; Fabaceae
Source: the annotation of a GenBank genome assembly
AUGGCAUCGUCAACCCCUCAAGUCAUAACCUGCAAAGCUGCAGUGGCAUGGGCAGCGGGAGCGCCAUUGGUACUGGAGGAUGUAGAAGUCAGUCCUCCCCAACCAUUCGAGAUUAGGAUUAAGGUUCUCUCCACCUCUCUAUGUCGCAGUGAUCUCUCUGCUUGGGAAUCUCAUGCUAUAUUUCCUCGCAUAUUUGGCCAUGAAGCAUCUGGGGUUGUAGAAAGUGUAGGGCUAGGAGUGACUGAAUUCAAAGAAGGGGACCAUGUGCUAACAGUUUUCAUUGGAGAAUGCAUGUCAUGCAAGCCGUGCAAAUCAGGAAAAACUAAUAUUUGUCAAGUUUUGGGAUUGGAAAGAAAGGGUUUAAUGCAUAGUGAUCAAAAGACUAGAUUCUCAAUAAAAGGGAAGCCUGUUUAUCAUUAUUGCGGUGUUUCAAGUUUUAGCGAAUACACAGUUGUCCAUUCUGGAUGUGUAGUGAAAGUUAGUCCUCAUGUACCUCUCGACAAAAUAUGCCUUCUAAGCUGUGGCGUCUCUGCAGGUCUGGGUGCAGCAUGGAAUGUUGCCGAUGUGACAAAAGGAUCAACAGUCGUUAUAUUUGGUCUUGGAACUGUUGGCCUUUCUGUUGCUCAAGGUGCUAAACUAAGAGGUGCAUCUAGAAUAAUUGGUGUCGAUAACAAUACACGGAAGUGCGAAAAUGCUAAAUCUUUUGGGGUUACGGAAGUUGUUGAUCCGAAUUCGUACAAUGAACCUAUCGUGCAGGUUAUUAAGCGCAUUACUGAUGGUGGAGCCGAUUUCUGUUUUGAAUGCGUCGGUGACACUGAUAUGAUAACAACUGCAUUGCAAUCAUGUUGUGAUGGAUGGGGUUUGACUGUAACACUUGGUGUGCCGAAGGUGAAGCCUGAGAUGUCAGCUCAUUACGGACUAUUCUUGACAGGAAGAACAUUGAAAGGAUCGCUAUUUGGAGGAUGGAAACCUAAAACUGAUCUUCCUUCACUAGUAGAAAAAUAUGUGAACAAGGAAAUUGAGAUUGAUGACUACAUAACACACAAUUUGGCAUUUGAUGACAUUAACAAAGCUUUCAAUCUCAUGAAACAAGGAAACUGUCUUCGUUGUGUUAUCCACAUGCCAGAAUAA